AUGACGAUAUACAUCCCGAUCGGUGACACGAACGAGGCCGUGGAGGUCGCGGUGAACGAUCUCCCGGACGACGAGGGAGAGAUCCUCGGCAUCCUUCAGGCUGAGCUCGCGCCGUUGGACGUGUGGCUUCACGUCGCGAAGGCGUACUUGUCGAAGGGGAAAGAGGAGCAGUUCAGGAACAUCUUAGAGGAGGCGACGCAGCCAGAGAUCGAGACGUACUACCCCGACAGCAAGUGUGAGCGCACCGCGAUCUUGUGCACGCUCGCGUCGUACCACGUCAACAUGGGCAAGGCGGAGAACGACAAGAUUCGACGCGACGACCACUUUUACAAAGCCGACGGCUUGCUGCGCGCCGCGGAGCUCAUCAAACAAAAAGCGAACGGCGAGGAGCCGGAGCAAGCCCCGGUCGUGGGACGCGCGCACUUGGAGCUCGCGAAAGGGAACCUCGCGGCCGCGGAGAAGCUCGUCGACGCCGCGCGGUCGCUCAAGGAUGGAGGCGCGGGGAACGUCCUCCCGUUGCUCAUGAAGGCGCGGCUGCUCUACGACCGCGGGCAAUUCGCGGAGGCGCUGCAGUGGUACAGGCGGGCGCUCAGGUCGCAGGGCGCGGCCGCGCCCGCGGGCGUGCGCCUCGGCAUCGGCGCGUGCCAGUACCAGCUCGGGAACUUUGAAGGCGCGCGGCUCGCGUUCGAGCGGACGAUACAGCUGGAGCCGACCAACGUUGACGCGCUCGUCGGCUUGGCGUCCCUCGCGGACGCCAAGACGAACUACGUCGCCGCGGUGAAGCGCGGUUUGGAGCUCCUCGAGCGCGCGUUUACUCUGGAUCCGCAUCACCCUGGCGCGCAAGUCGAGCUCGCGAAGCACUUUCUGUACGCCGGGGACGAUAACCUUCAGGCGAUCGAGCAGCUCACGGAGACGCUAAUCCGCGGCGGCGCGGACGCGAUCGGGUCGACGCCGCGUUUGAGGGCGCAGGCGGCGAUGACGCGCGCGAAGGCGCACCACUCGCGCGGGGAGCUGCAGCGCGCGCAGGGGUUGUACCAAGCCGCCGCGCAGAUGGACGAGACGUUCCACGAGCCAAACUUUGGGUUAGCGCAAGUCGCGCUGACGAGGGGCGAUAACAAAGCCGCGCUGACGUACGCGGAGCGGGCGUACGCCGCGUUCCCGAACAGCGUGGAAGUGCAGAGGGUGUACGGACACUGCCGACGAAUCGCGGACGACGCCGCGGCGAUGAACGGCGGCGGCGGCAAAGCCGUGGAGGCGGACCCGUACGACUACGAUGCGCAGAUCGAGCACGGCGACGCGCUGUUGGCGGCGAGGGAGUACGAGGCUGCGCUCGCGGCGUACGAGGGCGCGGUUGAGAUUUUGAACAACGGCGGGAAAAAAGCAGACGGCACGUCCACGAUCUCGUCCUCGCUGCUGAAUAACGUCGGCGUCUUGAAGGCGAUGACCAAGGGCGCGGCCGGGCACGAGGAUACGAGGGCGGUGUUCCUCGCCGCGCUCGAGGCUGCGGCGAAGGAGGAGGGCGGGAAGGGAGAAAAAGGCGAGGCGUUGGACGAACCCGCGGAGAGAAGGAAAGCGACGGGCGCGCGGCUUCAGGUCGCGUUUAACCUCGCGCGUCUGUCGGAGGAGAAGGGCGACAUCGAGGACGCCACCGCGCGGUACGACGACCUCCUCGUCGCCUCCCCGGAGAUGACGGAGUGCUUACUCCGCAAAGCCGCGAUGGCGGCGAAGCGGGAAAAUUUCGCCGCCGCGGAGCAGUUCGCGCGCAAGGCGUUGGAGACCAAGCCGGACGACCCGGACGCGAUGGCGUCCGUCGGUCACGUGCUCAUGAAACAGAGCCGAUGGUCCGAGGCGCAGGCGCAGUUUAAGGCGCUCAGGAACCUCCCGAAGAAGCUCACGCCGACGCAAGCGGCGUUGUCCGCGGCCGCGGGUAAAGACCCGAACGCGGCGACGCACCAGCACGACGAGUACGCGAUGCUCUCGCUCGCGAACGCGGCGUAUUACCAAGCCGUGAAGCUUCAGAGCAGCGUGAACCACAAGCGCGGGGACCCGAAAGUCCGCGAGGCGGAGCAAGCGCACCUGGACUACGCGACGACGUUGUACACGAAAGCGCUGCAGAAAAACUGCAGCGACAUGUACGCCGCGAACGGGCUGGGCAUCCUCCUCGCGGAGAAAGGGCGCAUCGACGAAGCGAAGGCGACGUUCCAGAUGGUCGCCGAGGGGAUCACGGCGGCGACCGGGAAGGGCGCGGAGGGCGCCGCGGACUCGAGCUUGAUGUCGUCCCCGGACAUCUGGAUCAACCAAGGGCACGUGCAGAUGGCGAAAGGGAACUACGUCGCCGCGGCGAAG
Molecule: messenger RNA, 2346 nt
Organism: Micromonas pusilla CCMP1545
Lineage: Eukaryota; Viridiplantae; Chlorophyta; Mamiellophyceae; Mamiellales; Mamiellaceae
Product: PAF1 complex protein Ctr9
Exons: 4
Biological process (GO): transcription elongation by RNA polymerase II; regulation of DNA-templated transcription
Cellular component (GO): Cdc73/Paf1 complex
Molecular function (GO): RNA polymerase II complex binding
Source: RefSeq, a predicted model, not a curated record